AUGUAACGUGUGACACGGUGAGAGAGGAGAGAGCGAGAGAGAGGAGCGGCGUGACUUCGCUUGCGAAUUGCGAUCCGCUCCAUUCUUCCUCUCCCGUUAAUUGCGUGUUUAAUUUUUCCAUCCUUUUUUUUUUUUGAAAAAAAAGAAACUUCUUUCCCUUUCUGUUAUUUACUUAACCCCAUCUCAUCUCAUUCCUCCUCCGCUCCCAGAACCAAAUCUCUGUGCAGUCUUACAGCUUUCCCUAAAGAGAAAAAGGGCAGAUCCAGGGUUUAUCCGUCGAACAGGUGGAGGGCGGCAAUGGCGUCGAAGCCCGUCAAGGUCGAGGAGCUGAUCGCCAAGAAGCUGGCGCUGUGGCACACCCGUACGUUCCGCCCCAUCAUGACCCACGACGAGCUGGAGCCCCUCCUGGCCGCCGCCGGCUUCGUCCCGCUCCCCCUCCCGCCGCCGCCGCCCGAUGGGCAGAAGCAAGCCCCGGCCGUCGUGUGGAGGGAGUACGCGUCGCGGUUGGAGGCGGCUGCGGAGGGAGGCGGGCGGGGGAAAAGGAGGAGGCACGCCGCGGUGGUGCCCCGCCCGCGUCUUCCGCACCCCCGCAUCGACGGCCUGCACCUCAUGACCUACAAGGCCUUCUUCCUGGCCCUCGAGUUCUACCUCGGACCCACCCUCGUCCCCAAUCUCUUCCACGUCAGGACCAUGUCCCUCACGAGGGCGCACGACCGCGUGUUCGAGAGAUCGUACCGGCCCAUGAGGGAUUGCGAGAUGGACGACGAAGGCAUCCUCGUGUACCGCGACGGAACCCUCGAUCAAGUUACCAGGAUCGUUUGCAGCCAACACGGCGGUGAGGAAAUCGACGACGACGACGACAGCAACCGCGGCACCGAUGCUUCUCUAAUCAGCUCCAGCGCCGAUAACUCCACGAAGAAAACCAAGUGCGACGAUGGCCUCAAGAAGGCUGUUAACGCAUCAUCAUGCCUGGUUCCGCUCAAGGAUCUUUUCCCAACCGGCGGCUUAAGUUCACGUAGGGAUGUUUCUUGAUUUACUUCUUUCUUCUUCGGCAUUCUUUAAUAUUCGUGGGAUUUAGGCCUUUUUUAACAUGCUCUACCGAUUGUGCUGCCUAGGAGUGCAAUCAAACUAACAACGGCAAUCAGAUUCUGUCAAGUGUAAAUACAUGUGAAGUAGGAUUGUAUGAACAACUUACUAGACUUGGCAUGGUAAGAAGGAUUCAUGGAGUUUGCUAGUAUUAUCA
This is a messenger RNA of Zingiber officinale, 1243 nucleotides long. RefSeq lists its product as uncharacterized. The coding region runs from base 298 to 1032 and encodes 244 amino acids. NCBI's taxonomy places the organism in Eukaryota, Viridiplantae, Streptophyta, Magnoliopsida, Zingiberales, Zingiberaceae. The transcript has 2 exons. The record is from RefSeq and is a predicted model, not a curated record.